Bactrocera dorsalis (oriental fruit fly) is the source of this 1677-nucleotide messenger RNA. Its product is annotated as pickpocket protein 28. Gene Ontology annotation, molecular function: ligand-gated sodium channel activity. The transcript has 5 exons. NCBI's taxonomy places the organism in Eukaryota, Metazoa, Arthropoda, Insecta, Diptera, Tephritidae. The coding region runs from base 1 to 1677 and encodes 558 amino acids. Gene Ontology annotation, biological process: sodium ion transmembrane transport. Gene Ontology annotation, cellular component: membrane. The record is from RefSeq and is a predicted model, not a curated record.
AUGAAGAAAAAUCAAGAUUCGGUGAAAAAGAAAUAUAGGAAAAUUAAGUUGGCUCUGGCAGAGAGCUGCAGAGACUAUUGUGACAAUACAACAAUACACGGGCUAAAAUAUAUAGCCAAUAGCAAUCUUUUGCUACGAGAAAGAAUAUUUUUCGCAGUUUCAUUUAUAUUAGUUGUUUUUGGAGCUGUUUUCUUCGUGAAUAAGGCGUAUGAAAAAUGGAAAUAUACACCGAUUAUUGUGAGCAUAAAUGCAAGGACCACUGGAAUAACCACGGAUCCAUUCCCCGCUGUAACUAUUUGUAACUUAAACAAGGUUUAUAAAAAGAAGGUUGAACAGUUCUCAAUCAACUCCCCGGAAUAUGUUAAGAUGCAAUUAAUAUGUAAACAUGAAGUGAAUGCAACUAUUGCGAACUCAAUCCCCAAUUGGAACAACUUGAAUCAUUUCAUACAAGAAAGACUUCUUAAUCAAAAAGUUAAGUCCCAAACAAACAUAUUCAUUGAAACAUUUCUGAAUUUUCUAAGAUUUCAAGUGCAUAUUUCAUUUAGACCGGUGCCGUGCCAUAAUUGUAAGGACGCCAAACCGAAUGGCACUGUUUAUGUUGAUUGGACCCCUGAAAAAGGAUAUCCUGCAAACUUACCCGAAAAGUAUAUUCCAAUGCCUGCUGCUGGGACAGGCGAAUCUUUGGGAUUAUCGGUAACUCUGGACGUUGAAGCAGACUACUAUUAUUGCUCUUCUGAGAACAGUGUCGGCUUCAAAAUGUUACUACAUAAUCCACUUGAGUUGCCCGAUAUGCGUGAGAUCGGUUUAUUGCUGUCACCCGGACGAGAAACGAAAGUGCGAAUUAAAACUGUCAAAACCGAAUCGGAAAAGCAUUUGCGUUCCAUGAAUAAGAAAAAUCGCGAUUGUUUUUUUGAGGAUGAAUAUAAUUUAAAGAAUUACAAGGUGUAUACGCAACGGAAUUGUGAGGUAGAAUGCUUAAUGAAUAUGUUACUGGCCUAUUGUGGGUGCGUCACUCAUUAUGCGCCCCUGGCUUUUGCUAACCAAACCGUAUGCAGCAUUUAUGAGUUAUCUUGCGUCAAUCGUGUUCAGCAGCAAUCCAUGGUGGCUAAGAAUGUCAACGCUUGUCCGGAAAUUUGUUGGCCCAGUUGCUAUGAUCUCUCAUACCUGCCGGACUUCUUCAACACACCACUAGCGCAUGCGCGAUUCCAAAGCUCGAACCAAUUUAGCAAGAAUAUGAGUAGUAUUUAUAUGGAAAAAAAUAUUGCCGUCGUAAAUAUUUAUUUCAAAGAGAGCUGGUACCGUAGCAACAAGCAGAACGAAUAUAUUGGAAUAACGGAUUUUUUAUCAAGUGUUGGCGGUAUAAUAGGGCUGUUCUUUGGCUUUAGUUUCAUAUCCUUGGCUGAAGUCAUAUACUACUUUGUUUUGAAACCCACUCGAGUAAUUAUUGCGACAGCUUGGACGAAACGAAAAAUGCUUCGAAAUAAGAAGAGAUUGAACAAAUUGACGUUGUUGGAUGCAGAGGUUACGGGUAAGGCAGGUUUAAUUGAGCAAAGGAAACUUCCGAUAUACGAAGCUAAUAUAACUGCAAGUCGGAAAGAUAUUUUUCUAGUUUCGAAGAAACAGGUUUCGCCAUAUUCUAGCAGUUUGUGGAGACCUGGCAUGGAAUAUACCCCUUGA